Molecule: messenger RNA, 1872 nt
Organism: Aspergillus bombycis
Lineage: Eukaryota; Fungi; Ascomycota; Eurotiomycetes; Eurotiales; Aspergillaceae
Product: WD40 repeat domain-containing protein
Exons: 1
Coding region: 1-1872 (623 amino acids)
Biological process (GO): positive regulation of ubiquitin protein ligase activity; positive regulation of anaphase-promoting complex-dependent catabolic process; anaphase-promoting complex-dependent catabolic process
Cellular component (GO): anaphase-promoting complex
Molecular function (GO): protein binding; anaphase-promoting complex binding; ubiquitin ligase activator activity
Source: RefSeq, a predicted model, not a curated record
AUGGCUACUCCCACAGUGUCGACUCCGGUCAAAACCCACCAUGGAAUCUUCUCUUCAAAGACCGCUGGAGGUCGCAUGCCCCUCACACCUUCUCCCCGUAUGCGAGCGGGAAGCAUGACAUCGAACCACUCUUCACCAUUCACUCCUCCUCGUCAGCAGGAAGGCGCCAAGGACCAUGGAAAGUCUGUCUACGGGGGUAAUUUGUCCUCUUACUUUGCCAAGUCUAUGUCUAGGGCAACCCGGAACUACCGCGAAUCCCCAAAGUCUAACAUUGCCCGGAUUCGUAAGUCACCUAAGCACCUAGAAAUGGGUGUCUCGGAGUGGGCUUUGGCAGGUACUGGUCCCUCGUCAUCACAAUCUCCAACGUCCAAGGAGCGAGUACGGAAAGAGGUCCCGACACGUACGACAAGAUCUGGGAAGACCACCGUUCGCAUUGCACACAAUGCUGGUGACAGAUUCAUUCCCAACCGGACCGCCAGUGAGGGACUGGCAACUGCUGGAACUGCAAAGCCCGAGGAGAGCCAACGAUCCAAGACUAGUGGCAAUGAGGGCUCUACCGUUCUUGCGAGUGCCGCGAGCGCCUUUGACAUUGGUGGUCGAGGAACGGAAGACGAUAUCACCGCAGCUCUUGAGAACCUCGGCCUCGAGGAUAGCGAGACUUCCUCAACGUCAUCUUCUUCUUCGUAUACCAGACCCGCACCAGAUGCUGUAGCCUACGAAUCGUCAUUGGCUGAUGCUUGCGGUGUAAAUCUGAACACUCGAAUUCUUGCGUUCAAGCCCCCGCCUCCGGAAUCGUCCAAACCCAUUGAUUUGCGUGCCCAGUACAAUCGUCCUCUUAGGCCUGCUAAGUCUAAGUCGGCACAGUUCCGCAGAAGGGUUCAAACUGCCCCCGAGCGUGUUUUGGAUGCACCUGGACUUCUGGAUGACUACUAUCUUAACCUCCUGGAUUGGAGUUCUGGCAAUCAAGUUGCCAUCGGCCUUGAGCGUAAUGUUUACGUGUGGUCGGCAGAUACAGGGACCGUUAGCUGCCUACUGGAGACGUCUCCAGAUACGUAUAUUAGCAGUGUCAAGUGGAGCGGCGAUGGAGCCUAUGUUGGUGUGGGCUUGGGCACCGGCGAGGUUCAGAUCUGGGAUGUCGAAGAGGGUACUAAGCUGCGAAGUAUGUUUGGCCAUGACUCUCGUGUUGGUGUCAUGGGCUGGUCUAAGCACACCUUGUCUACCGGUGCUCGUAGUGGUCUUGUGUUCAACCACGAUGUCCGCAUUGCUCAGCACAAGGUAGCCGAGCUUGUAUCUCACACCUCCGAAGUCUGUGGCCUCGAGUGGAGGCCCGAUGGUGCUCAGCUGGCUACCGGCGGCAAUGACAACUUGGUGAACAUCUGGGAUGCUCGGUCUCUCAGUGCACCCAAGUUCACCAAGACCAACCACCGUGCUGCCGUUAAAGCUCUCAGCUGGUGUCCCUGGCAACUGAACUUGCUUGCCACUGGUGGUGGAUCAUACGAUCGCCAUAUUCAUUUCUGGAACACCACGACGGGUGCGCGUACCAACAGCAUCGAUACCGGUUCCCAGGUCACCAGCCUGCGAUGGAGCAAUCACUACCGGGAGAUUGUUAGCUCCAGUGGUUUUCCCGAUAACUCUCUGAGCAUCUGGAGUUACCCCACUCUGGUCCGCAACAUUGAGAUCCCGGCGCACGAGACUCGUGUUCUGCACAGCUGUCUGAGUCCCGACGGUCAGCUUCUGGCCACCGCGGCAGCGGAUGAGAGCUUGAAAUUCUGGAAGGUCUUUGAACGCAAGCCAGGAAGUAGUGCAUCGGCUUCUCGUGAGGGUGGAGUGGGAAGCAAGGCUCAAAUGACUAAAUCCAUGACUAUCCGCUAA